UUUGCCGCGAACUGAAGCUUGGUUUCCUUGUUGAAUCAGUUCACUCAAAGACACAGAAGCGGCAGUAGUAGGGGUCCACCGGAACGAUUUUUAUCAGCAAAACGGCUAUACUUUGAUUUCUAAUUUGUGUAUUUGAUCACCAUAGCUUGACCAUGGCUACAAUUAAUUUCCCUGCGCGGAAAAUAACCCGUGCUGCUGGAAAGCGGUUGCAAAAGAGUGGAAUUCUGGCAGAUCUCAAAUCACCACCGGUCAACAAGUCGAAAGCCAUCCUGAAAAAGCCGGUCGUUGCACCCCUCUCGCCGAUGAAGAUGAAUCUGCAGGAUAAUGUUGUGGCAUUGUCACCAAGGAAGAGAAGUCACACUUUUGACAACAAGUCGAACACAGAGCUCGGUGUUUCCCCCAGCAAGAUGCGUAAAGAGAACUUUCCGAGUCCAGUAAAACAGCAGAGCCCAGUCAAGCACAUCUUCAAUCCAGUGGUCGGAUGUCCUGUUGCCAAUCGUAAACUCGACUUUUGUUCAUCACCAUCAAGACCUGUGGCGCCUCCAAACUCACCAAUGUCUGCUUAUACAACACCGAUGACGCCGACCUUGUCCAAGUUAUCGAUUUCUGGUAAAAGGAUAUUGUCGUCUCCCAAGGUUACAGCGCUGAGGCUUGCAAGACAAGACUCCAAGUGCUAUUCAGACGUCAAGAAAGUUCUCCAUACUGCCCUGCCAGAGCGAUUAUUAUGCCGAGAUCGAGAAAUCAACGAGAUCCGAGCGUUCCUUGAUAGUCAUGUGGCCAAUAAGAAGCCUGGUAGUCUGUACAUAUCUGGUGCACCUGGAACGGGAAAGACGGCUGUUUUAUCCAAAUUAAUCGAGCAACAGGAAGACAAAGUGAAGACCAUCUUCAUCAACUGUAUGUCGGUGAGGAACUCGCAGGACAUUUAUAGCAAGAUAUUAUGUGAUCUGUGUGGGAAGGAGGUCAGCGGGAAAACCGUCAAGCAGCUGUCUGCUCUGCUCACACGCAAGCUCACAUCCAGUGGACCAAUGGUUACGCUCGUGCUUGAUGAGAUGGAUCAGCUCGACAGUAAGAACCAAGAGAUCCUCUACUCCAUUUUCGAGUGGUCUGCUCUCCCAAAAUCUCGACUAGUCCUUAUCGGAAUCGCCAACUCUCUUGAUCUCACAGACAGGAUUCUCCCACGGUUACAGUCACGACCUGGGUUCAAGCCGACAUUGUUGAACUUUACGCCGUAUACCAGGGAUCAGAUUGUGGCCAUUUUGAAAGACAGGUUAGAAAAUGCCAGCGACGUCGUAGACCAAUCAGCUGUCCAGUUCUGUGCGAGGAAGGUUGCAUCUGUUGCCGGGGACAUGAGGAAGGCUCUUGACGUCUGUAGACGCGCUGUCGAGAAGGUGGAGACAGAUGUUCGAUCACAGCAGGUCUUCAAGACCGUCACUUUUGACUUGACUCCCCAAACGUCACCAGUUAAAGUCGUCUGCCCAAAGAAGAUAACCAUUGCACAAGUUUCCAACAUCGCAGCGGAAGUUUACAGCUCCAAUGCUGUUACGAGUAAGAACCAACAGGGGGCGAUUCCACUGCAACAGAAGCUCCUCAUCUGUUCAUUGCUGUUGGUGAUGAAACAGGGAAAAGCCAAGGAAGUGUCUUUUGGAAAGCUUCGAAGUGCGUACUGCAAGGUCUGUAAGAAACGGCAAGUAGAACCUGUCGACCAAUCAGAAUGCUUCAGUCUUUGCGGCCUCCUCGAUUCACGUGGAAUCAUCGGAUUAAAAAAAGCAAAGGAGUUGAUCCUUACGAAAAUCAGAAUGAGGCUGGAUGAAAAGGAAGUAGAAUACGCCCUUCAGGAUAAAUUGUUAAUCUCGUCAGUUCUUCAGGCUGGAUUAUAGGGGAAGCUAUUGUUGAGAACAGACAAUGAACUUGAACCUGUGAUAAUAGACAAUCUCUACUUUGUCCACUGUUUGCUCAAUGACUUUGCGAUUGGAAGUUCUGGUGGAAAUUGAUGUGAGUCUGCUGUGGCUCUGCUGUUCCGUCUCUGUAAAGUGUGUUCUUGUGGAAGUUUACAGCAGUUUCUGUGGCAGGUUGUGAACUGCUGUUGCAGUAUCUCUGUAUAGUCUGCAACAUUGCUUAUGCAGAGUGAAAUGGGAUGAUGCAGUUACAAGAACUAGAUCUCUAUAUAGUUCAGAGUGAGGUGAAAAGUCUCUUGAACUGUAUGAGUGGAUUUGCUGUUUAGUGGCGUUCCCUAGUCGGGACUUGUUGUCAGGAUCGGGUUCCUUGUGAGAGUAAAGUAUGAAAAAAACACUUGUGCCAUGAACUAAAGUAAUGGAGAUGUUUUUUAUGCCAGAUAGAUUAGUCACAAUGUUACCAUGGGGAUGAGGUGAUGUAACUUAUGGUCUGUAAACUACAUGUAUAAUCAAAUAAACUUAGGACAUUUUAAGGAGAAUGGUUUGUAACUUAUUUUAAACCCUUGUAUUACUAGUGUAUUGAAGGGAUCUCGAAUAAUGCAUAUGAAUUUUCGAUAUGGUCAGAUUAUGUUUUAGGUAUGCCACACUUCGAAAGUGUUUUCUUGUCUCUUAUUCCUGUCAAUUUUAGCUAUAAUGUUAUUCAAGUGAAUUUUAUGUUAAAAGUAAAU
This is a messenger RNA of Lineus longissimus, 2620 nucleotides long. RefSeq names its product cell division control protein 6 homolog. Gene Ontology annotation, cellular component: nucleus. The record is from RefSeq and is a predicted model, not a curated record. Gene Ontology annotation, biological process: DNA replication initiation; mitotic DNA replication checkpoint signaling; cell division. Lineage: Eukaryota; Metazoa; Nemertea; Pilidiophora; Heteronemertea; Lineidae. The coding region runs from base 153 to 1877 and encodes 574 amino acids. Gene Ontology annotation, molecular function: DNA replication origin binding; ATP hydrolysis activity. The transcript has 7 exons.